This is a messenger RNA of Drosophila guanche, 1148 nucleotides long. Its product is annotated as lipase member H. The coding region runs from base 6 to 1133 and encodes 375 amino acids. NCBI's taxonomy places the organism in Eukaryota, Metazoa, Arthropoda, Insecta, Diptera, Drosophilidae. The record is from RefSeq and is a predicted model, not a curated record. The transcript has 3 exons. Gene Ontology annotation, molecular function: lipase activity.
CGGCCAUGGCAACAAUCACAUCAAACACCUUAAAGACACUCUUUGUGGCUCUAAUCAUACCGAUUAUGGCCAUUCCACAGGAGAACAAACCAAAAAUCCCUGCAAAUAUAGAGACUAUCCAGAAGCACAACAUUCAACUGUUGACAGAGCAACUGAAUCGCGGAUGGAGAGCUUUCUGCGAUGCUCCCGUGGAUGAGGGCGUCAUGUCACUUUUUCAGGGCAUAAAUCCCAGCGAUUCGGCACUCCAUGUGAUGACCAUCACCAAUCAGAGCGUUCAGCUGCCCAUCAAAUCGAUUUCGCUGCUUAAAGACUUUGACAUCAAUCCCGAAAGGAAGACCCUGGUCUACGUGAAUGCCUUCCACACGGCCGACAGUUAUUUCAGCGUCCAGGAACAUCUAUCGCUGCUGCAGAGCAGUCGACGGGAUCUUAAUGUGAUUGUCGUGGAUUUUGCUAGGGAUGUGGCACAGCUCUACUAUGCGGUGCGGCAUCAUCUCUCGGUGCAUGGAUAUGCCAUCUACAAUGUGCUGAAGGCCCUCAAGGAUGCGGGCAUUGCACCGCAGGACAUCACCCUCGCCGGACAUUCGGUGGGUGCUAAUAUUGCCGCCCUGGGUGCCCAGCUCUUUGCCAGGGGAUCCAAACAGAAGGUGGGCCAACUGGUGGCCAUUGAUCCUGCGACCAUGUGCCGCACAACCGAUAUCCUUGUAAAACAAAGCGUGGCAGAGCGCGUGGUGGUGCUGCACGGUGAGGGCGAUGUCUUUGGUGUGCGUGUGCCCGUGGGGCACAUCGAUAUCUAUCCGAAUGGCAUUGGCUACUUCCCGCGAAGGAAACUGCAGCCCGGCUGCGACUCCAAGAUCUGCAGCCACAUGUAUCCCUUUGUUCUCUUCAUGGAGGCACUCAUUGAGGGCGUCAUGAUCCCCGCCACCAAAUGCGAAAGUUGGGCCAAAUUCCGGCAGAGCGAUUGCCAAUUCCAGAAUACCAUCAACAUUGGUCUCAUUUACCCCUCCACCGCCAGGGGCCUGUACUUUUGUCUCACGCAACCGAAUCCCCCAUUCACCUACAUGGAGCAUGGACUGCGCUACAAGACGACGCCGCGCACAAAGCCAGAGAAAGCACCAAAGAAGAAAUCUUCAUAGAUCUUAAUGAUAGCU